CAAGUCAGAUUAAUUCAAAUCCUAUAAUUACUAAACAUAAUAAGAUGUAGACAAAUAAGUACUACAAACAAACUCCACCGCAACAAUAAGCAAAAUGAAGUCUCCUUCUUCUUCUUCUUCCUCUGUCUUCAUCAGAAAACCUCGUCUCUCUCCAUAUCUCUUCACUCUUCUAAUCUUCAUUGUCUUCGUUUCUAUUCUCUACGGAGAAGACUUCAUCUGCCUUCUCGGCCGACUCGACCCCAACUCCGGCACCCUCGUAACAAAAUCCGAGAAGAAGUGGGAGGAGCUACCUUUCGCCAUUGGGAAGACACCAGAAGGGUGUGACGUGUUCAGUGGGAGAUGGGUGAGGGACGAGUCAACUCACCCGCUUUAUGAGGAAUGGGAGUGUCCGUAUAUUCAGCCGCAAUUGACUUGUCAAGAGCAUGGGAGGCCUGAGAAGGAGUAUCAGAAAUGGAGAUGGCAACCCCAUGGAUGUGAUCUUCCAAGUUUCAAUGCCACAUUGAUGCUUGAGACUCUAAGAGGAAAAAGAAUGAUGUUUGUUGGGGAUUCCUUGAACCGAGGCCAGUAUUCUUCUAUGGUCUGUCUUCUCCAUAGACUCAUCCCUGAACAUGCCAAAUCCAUGGAAACUUUCGAUUCUCUUACAGUCUUCACUGCCAAGGAGUACAAUGCCACAAUAGAGUUCUACUGGGCACCAUUUCUUCUUGAAUCAAAUUCAGACAAUGCUGUAAUCCAUAGAAUAUCUGAUAGGAUUGUGAGAAAAGGUUCAAUCAACAAACAUGGCAAAAAUUGGAAAGGAGUUGAUAUUUUAGUCUUCAAUACUUAUCUAUGGUGGAUGACUGGCCACAAGAUGAAAAUCUUGCAAGGUUCUUUCGACAAUGAAGUGAAAGAUAUCAUAGAGUUAUCGACAGAGGAUGCUUAUCGAAUGGCGAUGAGAAGCAUGUUGAGAUGGGUGAGAAAGAAUAUGAACCCUAGCAAAACUAGGGUUUUCUUCACCAGCAUGUCACCUUCUCAUGGAAAGAGCAUAGAUUGGGGAGGGGAACCGGGUCUCAGUUGUUACAAUGAAACAACUUUGAUUGAUAAUCCGACCUAUUGGAGUUCUGAUUGCCAGAAGAGUAUAAUGGAAGUAAUCAGAGAAGUGUUCAGAAAAUCGAAAUUCCCUAUUUCAUUUUUGAACAUUACUCAAUUGUCAAGUUAUAGAAAAGAUGCACACACAUCAAUCUAUAAGAAGCAAUGGAACCCAUUGACUCCUGAGCAGAUAGCUAAUCCUGUUAGCUAUGCAGAUUGUGUUCAUUGGUGUUUACCUGGCCUUCAAGAUACUUGGAAUGAGCUUCUAUUUGCCAAGCUUUUUUAUCCUUAGUAAAUAUAUGAUUAUACUCGCAAUUCAAAAAUGGUGAAUUAGGGUUUUUUCUUUUUAAAAAAAUCCCUCUUUUGAAAUGUGGGGUUUAAUUGUUGGGGUUGAUUGAAGAUAGGUUUGAAUUCGUUAGAGAUGAUGUUGUUGUGGAGCUUGGAAGGAUUAUGAAGGAGAGCGAAAAGAAAGUGAACGAGAAA
Manihot esculenta (cassava) is the source of this 1548-nucleotide messenger RNA. Its product is annotated as protein trichome birefringence-like 33. Gene Ontology annotation, cellular component: Golgi apparatus. Gene Ontology annotation, molecular function: O-acetyltransferase activity. The transcript is spliced from 6 exons. Bases 95 to 1357 code for a protein of 420 amino acids. Lineage: Eukaryota; Viridiplantae; Streptophyta; Magnoliopsida; Malpighiales; Euphorbiaceae. The record is from RefSeq and is a predicted model, not a curated record.